AUGGCGAAGACGAAAAUGGAGUUGGCUUUGUUUUCUCUGUUAAUUUUGAUAAAUUUGACCAAUUCAAAGAAAAUUGGUGUUUUUGAACCCCAGCAAGUUCACAUCGCUUUAGGAGUAACAAUAGACAAGAUAUCAGUAACCUGGAGCACGAGAUAUGAUACUGUAGAAUCUAUAGUCGUUUAUGGCAUCGAUAAUCUGGAGUCUGGUAAUGAAACCAUCGGCACAUCGUCCAAGUUUGUUGAUGCCACUGGUAAAAACGUGCAAUAUUUACAUCAUGUGACUUUAUCUGGUUUAAAACCUGCUACGAAAUACACGUAUAUUUGUGGUAGUAAGGGACAAUGGAGUCCAGUUUAUACUUUUACCACCAUGAAAGCAGGCAAUGAUUGGUCUCCCAGAUUUGUCUUCUAUGGCGAUCUGGGGUUUAUUAACAGUCAGUCAGUACCCAGACUUGAUAAAGAUAUUCAAAAUGGAAUGUAUGAUGUGGCACUACAUGUUGGAGAUUUCGCCUAUAAUUUAGAUACAUACAGUGGUACUACUGGAGAUAAUUUUAUGAAUAUCAUACAGCCAGUGGCAGCUAAUCUUCCUUACAUGACUUGUCCUGGUAAUCAUGAAUUCGCCAAUAAUUUUACUCAGUAUAAAAGAAGGUUUUUUAUGCCAGGAGAUGAAAAUGGAGACAGAAUGUACUACAGUUUCAAUGUAGGACCAAUCCAUAUCAUAUCAUUUAGUACAGAAUAUUUUUUUGAUAUCAAUUAUGGCAUCAUGCAGAUUCCUCGAAUGUUUGAAUGGCUGAAAAACGAUCUUAGGAAAGCAACUAUAAACCGUAAUGAACAACCAUGGAUAGUAACAAUGGCUCACAGACCUAUGUAUUGUUCUAAUGAUGAUAGAGAUGAUUGUACACACCAUGAGAGUCUGGUUCGAGUUGGUGUACCUAUCCUACAUAUAUUUGGUUUAGAAGAUUUAUUCAAUGAGUAUGGUGUUGAUUUGAUGCUGUGGGCUCAUGAACAUUCCUAUGAAAGAUUGUGGCCUAUCUAUAAUCGAGAGGUGUAUAAUGGAAGUCGACAGUAUCCAUACACUAACCCAGGAGCACCUGUACAUAUUAUCACAGGCUCAGCUGGAUGUCAAGAGAACAUUGAUCCGUUUGACAAAGAUCGGCCAUAUUGGUCCGCUAAACGUAUUCCAGACUACGGUUAUACCAGGAUGGCUGUUAUUAAUCGAACACAUCUCUAUAUGGAACAGGUGUCAGAUAGUAAGGGUGGUAGUGUCGCUGAUCAGAUGUGGUUGAUAAAAGAAAAACAUGGACCUUAUCCAACCGCUAUGAAAUUUAGACAAGUUCCCUAAAUCAAACUUCAACUUGUCAUUCCACGUGCGUUACUGUGAUUUUAAAAACAUUUAAAAGAAUAACAAGCCUAAUGAAAAUUCUGUUUCUUAUCAUUUAUUUUAACUCUUCAUUUUAAAAGUAUCAAUUGGGUAUAUGGGUGAUGGAUUAGCCUAGGCUGUCACUUGUUUUAGAAAUCUGGCUCAUAUUCUUGUAGAAUUUUAUGUGUAAAGUACUAAUGAAUAAUACUGUUAAAACCUUGGAGGCUUAUUGCCACUGUAUGUUACUGCGAAUUGAAAAAUAUUCUUUGUAGCAUAGUCCAAAGUAAUUUUAUUUAAUGUAGGGCCCUGGUUUUAAAAAGCUAAACUUGAUUAGGCUUGUUAUUUCUAUAUUUUAUAUCUUUGUAUAUACUAAUGUAUGAGAAUGGAUUUUUACUAACUGUUAAUUUUCAUUAUAUCUUCAAUUUUAAUAAAGGAAACAGCACAUUUGUUGAAUUUUAUCAGAUUUGUUGCACAUUGUAUUAUUUUAAGAUUAUUUUUGAAUGGAAGGUUGAAAUUAUCAGGGACUUGUUAUAAUAUCUUAAAUAAAUAACUUUGAGACUUGUGAUUGGUCAUAUUUUCAGGGGUCAGCUGUCUGGACCAAUCAGCUCUCUUACAAUUUCUUUGAUAUGAUUUUUCAAAGUUUUAAAGGGAUCUAUUCUUCUAUUCAUUCAGUUUAUUUAUAGAGCUCAAAAUGAGCUGAUUAUACACUUUUUAAUUUAGGUUUCGUUCGUGGUUAAUUUUUUUUUAUGUUUCUUGCCAUAUUAGUUGAAAAUCAGAACUUCUCGGCUUCUGAAAAAAAACUCUAGCCAAGUCUUAUGAAUAACUAGUAAUUAUUAUAUAGAUUAGUUCUAAAUAGAUUGGCUCUAGGAUGUCCUAGAAUCAAUGUUAGAAGAUAAGAACCUAGGGCAUCCUAGCGCCAAGAUAGUUUCUAGAAAACGUGGUCAGGUAUAAGGUCAACAAGUUACAGAUAUAGAGUCAUUUAGGGAACUGGUAUAAGGGUAUCUUUUUGAGAUUAUUACUUUCAACAAUAAUAAAUAAUGAUAAAAACAACCAAUUUAUCCAAAAUUUGAAAUUGUGACAGUGUCCUCAUCUGAAACUUUCUUAAAACUGCAAAACCAUGAUUUUUGUAUGAAACCUAUUUUUACUUUUAUAAUUAUCAUAAAUUUGUAAUUUUGUGUUCAUAUGAUUUUCAUGUUAUUAAUAAACGUUACUAUUG
Lottia gigantea (owl limpet) is the source of this 2572-nucleotide messenger RNA. RefSeq lists its product as hypothetical. NCBI's taxonomy places the organism in Eukaryota, Metazoa, Mollusca, Gastropoda, Lottiidae. Gene Ontology annotation, molecular function: protein binding; metal ion binding; acid phosphatase activity. The record is from RefSeq and is a predicted model, not a curated record. The transcript is spliced from 13 exons. The coding region runs from base 16 to 1338 and encodes 440 amino acids.